CAAGCAAUGUCAUCCCCAUCACAGAAAGAAAUCAGGACCAUGAAGGAUUUUUUGGAUGAAACGGAAAUAAACUUACUUGAAUGCAAGGUUUGUUUUGAAAAAUACAGUCAUCAACAAAGAUAUAGGCCUAGGAACCUUCCUUGUGGUCACAUCAUGUGUCAGGAUUGUGUUUCAUCUCUCUGCAACCCUGGAAACUCGAGGCUAGAAUGUCCUUUCUGCCGCAAAGGUUGUAGGAAGUCUGAGACCAGUGUGUGCCUUCCUGUCCUACAUCUCCUGGAGAUCAUAGGGCGCGUGGUUCCUGAAAACCAAGAAAGACAAUUCACAGACUGUAGAAGUAAUCAAGUAGCAAAACUAAAUUCUGCAAGUUUUAAACUGAGUGCAUCUUUUGGUGGCUGGGGUGUGCUCUUCAACCCUACUGGUAUUGCUUCCUGUUACAGCACCGGCUGUCUGCUUGUUGCACACGAUGGUAAAAAAAGACUGUCAAGAUUCACAUUAAAUGGAAAAUUGGUUCACGAAAUGGGAGAGAAGUCUAGUUCCGAAAAUGGCCUACUGUAUGCAGUCAGUGUGGCGGUCACAUUGGAUGGAUUUAUUGCAGUUACAGAUGCAGGUGAUCGCUCACUAAAGGUGUACAGUCAAGCUGGAAAAUGUACUUUGAUUGUUACAAAGCCUUUCCUCUUACCUUGGGGCUUAGCUGUGAAUGCUGAAAAUGAAGUCAUAGUUUCUGACCCAGAUGCCAACAGUCUUAUUCUGGUAGCUGCCGACUUCAGCCAAGGUUGCAUCAAGAAGAUGGUUAACAUAUGUUCUUACUUGAGCCAGCCCAAGGAAAUUGCCAUCUACCAAGCUAAUGGAUCGGUUAUUGUGGUUGAACACCUGGCAAAAGACAACAAAAAUUCUUCCAGUACUCGAAUUAAGAUUUUAAAUAAUAAGAUGAAGCUCUUAAGGCAAAUUGAUAGUUUUAGUUUAAGCUCUUGUCUGCCCUUAGAUGUGCACACAUCUGGAGUGGCCUUUGAUCAAGAAGGAAAUAUUUUAGUAGCAGAUGUAAAUAACCGAUGCGUCAUUUGCUUAAACAAAGUGGAGAAAGGCAAUGCCUUAAAGCAUGUUGUUGCCAGUGGCCUUUCAUACCCGGUAGCAAUAGCAGUAAUAGAGGAUGGUUCCAUUGCUGUUCUGGAUAGCGGCAACCACUCUGUACUAGUUUACUCUCCAUAA
This is a messenger RNA of Nanorana parkeri, 1206 nucleotides long. It is a transcript of the gene NHLRC1, whose product is annotated as NHL repeat containing E3 ubiquitin protein ligase 1. The transcript has a single exon. Gene Ontology annotation, molecular function: protein binding; ubiquitin protein ligase activity; translation repressor activity. Gene Ontology annotation, biological process: protein polyubiquitination; negative regulation of translation; proteasome-mediated ubiquitin-dependent protein catabolic process. Lineage: Eukaryota; Metazoa; Chordata; Amphibia; Anura; Dicroglossidae. The coding region runs from base 7 to 1206 and encodes 399 amino acids. The record is from RefSeq and is a predicted model, not a curated record.